Messenger RNA from Mercenaria mercenaria, 1952 nucleotides. RefSeq names its product furin-1-like. Gene Ontology annotation, molecular function: serine-type endopeptidase activity. Gene Ontology annotation, cellular component: Golgi membrane; trans-Golgi network. The record is from RefSeq and is a predicted model, not a curated record. The transcript is spliced from 10 exons. Lineage: Eukaryota; Metazoa; Mollusca; Bivalvia; Venerida; Veneridae. Gene Ontology annotation, biological process: protein processing. The coding region runs from base 26 to 1267 and encodes 413 amino acids.
AACUACAAAGGAUGACCGGGACAAUAUGCUAAAUAUUCUCUUGCAACACAACUUCCGCCUUCUGUAUCAAAUAACUCCAGAGACGUCAAUAGUUGAAUAUCGAGGCUCCAUAACUGAAUCCGACGUACAUCUACUUGUGUCUGAGCUGCAGAAAAGGCAUACAGAUUGGUUUUUAGCCAUCGAGAAGGUUAUUGUGUAUGAAGACGUUCUGAAACCUGAACAGGUGAUUCAAAGAUCAGACUUUCACGCUGACAAGAUUGUUGAACCUGAAAGAUUUUACGGAAUGGGUGUGCCACAAGCUUGGGAACUAGGCUACACGGGGAAGGGUAUUGUCAUUGCAGUAACUGAUGUUGGAAUGCACACAAAUCUCUUAGAUUUAACAAACCAAAUCGAUGAAGAUAUGUGUUACAACUACAUUAAUGAUAACCGAAAUAUUACACCAGAAUUUUUCCAUAAUCACCAAGCAGAGGCCGACAAAUAUGCCACACAUGGGGAUCAAUGUGCAAGUUUAAUUGCAUCGGAAUAUGGUAAUGGACUUUGUUCGUCUGGGAUAGCGUUUAAUGCAACACGUGUAGGGCUAAAGAUAUUCGAGGUAACCUUCAACGGAAGAUUAUUUGACAUAGAACAUAAAUAUUGGACGAGAUCAGAUAUCAUAUCUAGAGCUUUUGCUAACAAUUCUGGAAUAGACAUAUACUCAAAUGCUUGGGCACCUGAACACCCGUUUACUCCGCUGGAUUUACCAACUAAAGAAGCUAUAAGAUAUGGCGGAGAGGAGGGAAGAAUGGGACUAGGCACCAUAUAUGUAGUACCAGCUGGUCCAGUAGGAAAUGAGCUCGCUAAUAAUAUCUACACGAUAGCUGUAAAUGGUAUUGGGGUAAAUGGAUCGAUCCACAAUGAUUCAAAGCUUUGUGCUAGUGUUAUAACGUCAGGACUAGCAGAUGGCAGUAAUAUUUCAGCUAGAUAUAUGUUAACUACGACAAGAAACAACAAUUGUGUCACCAGUUUUAAGGGUGUAUCCCCUGCCACUGCUCAAAUUGCUGCCAUUAUCGGAUUAGCAUUAGAGGCAAAUCCGAAUUUGACAUUGAGGGACAUUCAGCACUUGUUAAUUCAAUCUUCUGAAUAUGUUGGAAAGGUAGAAAAGAGAAACUUAAUAAAAAAUGGAGCUGGACGACUAUUCCAUAAGGUUCUUGGAUAUGGUUUGCUGAAUGCAACAAAGUUGGUUGUUCUAGCCGAAACAAGACAAGUUUGUACCUUCUUGCAAAGUUAGGUUGAUAUCGUGCCGAUUUACAUCAUAAAUAUCGUGAAUAUUUGGACUAAAAAGUAAUAGGAUUGCAGCCAACGCAACCGCGGUACAUUGCAUGCCAUUAUAUGGGGCAUAUUCUUGGCAUCCUUGGUGGUAACCCCCUGUUAUUGAUCUUACCAUUUUGAGGAACUUUGAUCACAAAGAAGAUGGCCGCUGCUGUUUGUACCACGUGAUUCCAGACCGCUCUCCGAUUAGUUGAUUUCAUCGACGUUAUAGCAUUAUUAUAAUGAGCUGCGUUAAAAAUAAAUCUAACGCCAUUAAAACAACGAAAAAAUACCGUGCAAACAUUCACAAAAAAAGAAAAAAGCUCCAUUAUGUUAAACAUAGCGAAUUUUGUUAAUCCCUAAUUAUUAUAUCUUUUUCGGUAAAUUGUCACGUGAUUGAGACGAGAGUUGUUGAUACUGUACCAGAGGGGUCGGUCAAUUGUGGGUUAUUGAUUACACUGGGUGAGUCUACUUAUUACUUGAGGAUGAUGGAAAAAACGUGUUUUUUAAAUGUUGCUCUUAAACAAGGAUGGCGGUUGAACUACAGAAAGUACAACAACAGUUAAUUUACAAAAAAUAGUACGGUAUGUUUUAUAAUCAGUAGAAGCUAGUCGUAUUUUUACGCUUAUGAGACCUGUUUUACCCACAAGUAAAGAAUUGACUGG